Macrosteles quadrilineatus (aster leafhopper) is the source of this 2278-nucleotide messenger RNA. RefSeq names its product angiotensin-converting enzyme-like. Bases 240 to 2198 code for a protein of 652 amino acids. Gene Ontology annotation, molecular function: peptidyl-dipeptidase activity; metallopeptidase activity. The transcript has 14 exons. The record is from RefSeq and is a predicted model, not a curated record. Lineage: Eukaryota; Metazoa; Arthropoda; Insecta; Hemiptera; Cicadellidae. Gene Ontology annotation, biological process: proteolysis. Gene Ontology annotation, cellular component: plasma membrane.
AAAAACCUUUAACAACGCUAAGACAAUGGCACUAUGUCACAUCAUACAAUUGUUUAUGUUGUCACACAUUUUGUUAUUUUGUCAAAACAAGAUUUUUUGUAAGUUUCGGAAUAUUCUUCCUCUUCAGGGAACGCCAUCUAGAAGGCCAUUCCACCAUUUGUCAUCUUCACCGCAUAUUGAAGGGAAACCAACCGCACCGGCGAAGUCUGCGAGGUUUUACCUGGCUAAGAUCCAGCACUAUGAGGCUCAUUUGCCUGUUGGUCUUGGUGGCCGAGCUGAGGAGGGUGACGAGUCAAGACUCUACCAAACAAUACACAGAAGAGGAGGGUAGAAAGUACAUUAACGAGAUCCAAGAAUCCGACAGCAUCUGGGCAAACAAACUGGCCAAUGCAGGGUGGGAUUACAAUAGCAACCUAACAGACUACAACUUGGAUAAACAGAUGAAGCUAUCCGCAGAAUACGCAGUGAUUGAAAGAAAGCAGUGGGAAGAAGUGAUCAAGUACGACUGGAAAUCAUUCAAAGAUCCUAGCCUUAAGAGGAUGUUUAAGUUGUACUCGAAAUUGGGAACUGCUGCACUGCCGGAAGAAGAAAGGUCCCGGUUGGAAAAAGUCGUCGCUGACAUGUCUAACACGUACGCUACAGCCAAGCUGAGGGAAUGGCCUGGACCAGGGAGGGGAAACCAAAACAAGCCAGAAAAUCUAACGAUAUCGCUCGAACCAGAUUUAGUGAAAAUCUUCAAGGACGUCAACAGCCCCUGCAAGCUGCAGUACUACUGGGAGGGAUGGCACACCUCAGUCGGAAGGCAAGUCAAGGAUCAGUUUAAGGAAUACGUGGAUCUGUCUAACAAAGCUGCAAAAUUGAAUGAUUACCCGGAUAAUGCAGCAUCAUGGAACGAAGAUUUUGAAAUGGACGAUUUUGACGGCGAAAUAAAAAGGUUGUACAACCAAAUCCUUCCGUUGUACAAAGAACUUCAUGCUUAUGUCAGACGUAAGCUGAUGAAACGCUACAACACAGCUCAACAUAAGUUGAUCGAGAAGCAUGGGUGUCUGCCUGCGCAUAUCUUAGGAAACCUUUGGGGACAAGAAUGGCAAGAUACGUCAAAACUUACAAUUCCUUACAAAGGAAAAUCAUCCGUUGAUGUGACAGCCAAUAUGGUAGCUCAGAAAUACACUCCGUUAAAAAUGUAUAAAAUGGCGGAAGAGUUUUUUACGUCCAUAAACAUGAGUGCAAUGACAGAUACAUUUUGGAAAAAGUCCAUCAUAGAGAAACCGACCGACCGUGAUAUGGUGUGUCACGCUUCUGCAUGGGACUUUUCUAAUGGAGAUGACUUCAGGAUUAAAAUGUGCACGGAAGUUAAUUUCAAUGACUUAAAAACCGUUCAUCACGAAAUGGGUCAUAUAGAGUAUUACCAGCAGUACAAGGAUCAGAAGUUUGUGUUCCAACAAGGCGCUAACUCAGGUUUUCACGAAGCCGUUGGAGACACAAUAACACUCUCAGUGUCAACUCCUGAACACCUGAUGAAGGUCGGUCUAUUGGAUUCAAAGACGUACAAGGAAGACAAAAAGUCCGAGAUGAACGCCCUGUUUCUAAUGGCAUUGGAGAAAGUGGCGUUUUUACCUUUUGCAAUGGUUUUGGACUUAUGGAGGUGGGAAAUAUUCAGAGGAAAGGUCACCCCUGACCAGUACAACUGUCGCUACUGGCAACUGAGGCAAGAGCUGCAAGGAAUCGUCCCUCCUGUUGAUCGUAGCAAGGAAGACUUCGACGCUGGGGCUAAAUAUCAUGUUAUUGCUGAUGUUCCUUACAUUCGCUACUUCGUGUCGUUCGUGAUACAAUUCCAGUUUCAUGAAGCUCUAUGUAUCAAAGCCGGACAGUACGAUCCCAACAAUCCAUCAACAAAGCCUCUACACCAUUGUGAUAUUUAUCAAAGCAAGGAAGCUGGAAAUAUAUUUAAAAAAAUGCUUGCAAUGGGUGGUUCCAAGCCACCCCAAGAUGCGUUCGAAGUUCUCACUGGCCAAAGGGACAUGGACGCUGGGGCUUUGCUGAGAUACUUCGCACCCCUUCAUAAGUGGUUAGAGGAGGAAAACAAACGGGCUGGAGUAAAAGUUGGCUGGAGCACCGACCAUAAAAUAAAAUGUAACGGAGAUGGUGAAGUAAAAGCAAGACCUGCCAAUCCUAACUGUCGCUAUGACUUCACAUAAUCACUCAACUCUGAAGAUGAAAAACAUGGCAGCAUAAUUUAAAAUUUGUGAAAUUAAAGACAGUUUAUUUUUAUGAGCAA